This is a messenger RNA of Ochlerotatus camptorhynchus, 1068 nucleotides long. RefSeq lists its product as uncharacterized. The record is from RefSeq and is a predicted model, not a curated record. The transcript is spliced from 4 exons. Bases 13 to 1068 code for a protein of 351 amino acids. Gene Ontology annotation, molecular function: DNA binding. Lineage: Eukaryota; Metazoa; Arthropoda; Insecta; Diptera; Culicidae.
GGUAUACAUAAAAUGGGUCGUAAACGGUUGAAUGUUGCCAAAAAACGCGUGCUUAAGCAGGCCGCGAACAAAAAUCUUAGUUUUGUUGUGCAGUCACUUCCAGAAUUGAAGCAAGAACUGUUGGAAAACCCAGCACAACGAAAAGGAAAGAAUGCAAAAAGUGAGAAACCAAUUGACCUGCAGUGGGAGCCAUCAAGCUCAGAAAUGAUAAUGGUUCCAGAAUACAAUUUUGAGAGUAACGUCGGUGCAGAAGAGAUUGACAUGGUUGAACCGACGUCGUCGGCACCACCCCCGCAGGCCACACGCACAUACAGCCGCAAAAAAUCUAUUGAGCAACUGCUCCAGGAGUGGGAAACUGUCCCAUGUGCAUCAAACAACGGUAUUCCUGAAAACUCAAUUCAAAUCGUACACGUUGAGCAACUCUACGAUAAGGGAAAUGGAGCUUGUGGAUCGUCGCCAGAAGUUGUUAUUGUGAAUACUCAAUCAGAAUGCUCGUGUGGGAAGUUGGAUGAGGUUGAGAACUAUAAGAAAUUAUCGGAGUCCCUGCAGAAGGAGAAGGAUGCUUUGCUGUUGAGAAAUGCACAACUGGAAGCCCAGAACGCAAAGCUGCUGGAUUCUUUGACUUCGAAACUUCUGCCAACACCUGAGAAGCCAUUCAAGGAAGAGGAAGGAUUCCUAGAUUGUGAAACGCUACAGCGGUUGUCUCACGAAGCAGGCGACAAGGAUUAUUUGUUUGUGAAGUUUCUGAUGAUGCAGCUUUUCCCGGAUGGUUUUGUUGGACGUUCGGUGACAGGCCGUCGAUCGAACAAUCCAUCCGGUCGCCCAAAGAAGAAGGAUGCAGUUUGUCCAGUUGAAAAUACACAUGAUACAGGUGAUGGUGAAGCAACGGGUGACGAAACUGAAGGAGAAACUGCAAAAGUGCCGUUGGACCCAGUAAAAGUGCGAUGGAUAAAAAGACGCCUUUACGAUCGUCGCAUUUUUCUUCGUGAUGACUCUGCUACUGCAAAUACAUGCUACAAAAAUGCAGGACGUCUGAUGACACGAGUGAUUGCCAAUGCUUCGCGAUAA